AUGUAUCGGAAGUUGUCUAAGUUAGAACACUCGGAAAUAAAACAACUUCUUACAGAAGCUAACAUAGAUGUUGCAAAACAUUACGCGACAAACAAAAAAGCACUCGCUGACAUCCUCAAUGACUACAAUGGUGAAAUAACUUAUGAUAGAAUUCAUGAGUUCAUAAAUGCAAGAGCAUUUCCUUUAAAUGACGUUGCUAUUGACUUAUAUCAUAGACGUUCAGUACCUCAUGAAGUAAGAAGAGAAAUGUUUGACAUAACAAAUGCGAACGUUGGUCAUACUCGUAAAGCUCUUUCGCAUGAUGUUCGUCAAGAGAUGUUUGACAUAACAAAUGCAAACGUUGGUGAAACACGAAAGAGAGACGACACACUGAAACAACAGAGAAGAGAGAUGUUUAAAAGUGCUAUAGAACAAGUUCGCAAAGCUAAUAAUGUCAUUCGUUCCAUUGACGACAAACCAAAAGAAGGUGAGAGAUGGUUAAAGAAAGAUGAAGAGAAUAGGAAGAGAAAUGUGAAGUCAGGCAAUAGACUCAUUGACUUUAACAUCGAAGCUUUAGAUGAACCAAACAGAGACUACUUACACAAACAUUUCGGUAAGGUUUUCAUGAGACUCUUAGAGAAGAUUAAAAUAAACUCCCAACAAAGAUGGAUGGUAUGUUAUAAACUUGGUGGAAAGUAUGAAUGUUCUACGUUAAACCUCAAUAAUAUUGGAACAUUACUACAUCAGCUCUUGAAGGAGAACUUUAUAUCAGAGAUAGAAGCAAAUGCUGCAGGUAUUGUUGAAAUGCACUAUGACUUCUUCUUGACAAACAUAAAGAAUCUUACUGAAAUAAAGAUGUAUGAUUUAACAGAAUAUGAAGGCUUAACGAUGUCAGAUGUUAAGAAAGGAAAGCCACAGAAGCGACCAUAUAGAGAUGAAAGCACACUGACAGAAAGACAGAAAAGAUUAUUGAACAGACUUAAACAAACAGGAGAUAAACAAGAUAUAGAUGACUUCUGGAAUGAAAUCCUUG
This is a messenger RNA of Trichomonas vaginalis G3, 1012 nucleotides long. Its product is annotated as organellar and viral DNA polymerase type B. The transcript has a single exon. The record is from RefSeq and is a predicted model, not a curated record. Lineage: Eukaryota; Parabasalia; Trichomonadida; Trichomonadidae. The annotation marks the transcript as partial.